AUGACCUCGGUGUCCUUUGACGCCGACUUUGAUACCCUGCGCACGCCCCCAGCAUCGCCAUCGCGGCCCGCACGCAAUUUUGUCCGGUUCAUUCGCGGCCUGCUGGGGAAGCGCCUGAAGGGGGCUGGCUCGGGGAGCGACAUUUUCUCGUUCCUGCAGCAGUGCAAGGACCCGGACACGGGCGAGGGCUUGACCCUGCCCGAACUAAGCACCGAGACGGCCACCUUUAUUGUUGCUGGAUCUGAUACGACGUCGACGACCAUGGCGGCCGUGUGCCACUACCUGACGGGAUCGCCUCGCUGCUAUCGGCGGGUGGCAGAAGAGACGGGCAGUGGCUCCCCGGGGGCUGCGAGAUUGGAGGAGGCAUCUACAGCAUUCACCACCGGGCGGCCGACUGGCCGGAUCCGUUUCACUUUUGAUCCGGAUCGCUGGCUGGCGGCGGCGGCGGACGCCCCUGGGCGGCCCUACAUGCCGUUUUCCAUCGGCGCCCGCAGCUGUAUUGGGAAGCCGCUGGCCCUGGCGCAGGUGAUGCUCACGAUCACUCGACUGUUGUGGGCAUUCAACCUGCGACGGGCGGAGGGACCGGCGGUCGAUGCGGAGUAUGUGGUGGCGGAUCAUGUCACGGCGGGGGGGAAGGGCCCGUGGUUGUGUUUUCGCCCGCGGUGA
Aspergillus ibericus CBS 121593 is the source of this 666-nucleotide messenger RNA. Its product is annotated as cytochrome P450. The transcript has 4 exons. The coding region runs from base 1 to 666 and encodes 221 amino acids. The record is from RefSeq and is a predicted model, not a curated record. Gene Ontology annotation, molecular function: oxidoreductase activity, acting on paired donors, with incorporation or reduction of molecular oxygen; monooxygenase activity; iron ion binding. NCBI's taxonomy places the organism in Eukaryota, Fungi, Ascomycota, Eurotiomycetes, Eurotiales, Aspergillaceae.